Molecule: messenger RNA, 1470 nt
Organism: Oncorhynchus tshawytscha (Chinook salmon)
Lineage: Eukaryota; Metazoa; Chordata; Actinopteri; Salmoniformes; Salmonidae
Gene: lg07h1orf74
Product: linkage group 07 C1orf74 homolog
Exons: 2
Coding region: 83-889 (268 amino acids)
Source: RefSeq, a predicted model, not a curated record
AUGCACCUUAAAAGUUGGAUGCGAUCCGCCAACCCAAUCCCGAAGCAGAAGAAGAAUAGUACAACGACCAGAAGAGCAGUCCAUGGCUUCUUCAGACGUCUUUGUUGCUGCUGCUCGCAAAUGUCUACGAGUUGGAAAGAAACGCUUCUCUGCCACUGUGAGUCUGAACCUGGCUACUCAGGUCCUGGCUGUGGACUUGGGCCUGAAGCCCGCUCUGCUAUAUGACAGUAAUACAGCAUCUGCAGAGCAGGUCCAACAGUAUUUAAACUCUCUGCAGGCUGCACAACUUGUGUCUAAAUCUCUCCAGACAGUGGUCAUCAGUGAGAAUUCCUUGAUUGUGAACCCAUCCCUAACUAUAGCAAACUUGGAGGCACUUCUCUUGAGGAGGACUGUGACUGUGGUGGAUGUAUGUCACUCAUUGGAGCAGCCUGCCAUCACUGAGCUACAGUGGGGAGCUAUCAGGGACAUGAUUCAUGCUUUACUUGCUCAUAUUAGACAGUUUGGGCAACAUUCUGCGAUGAGAAAUGUCCCUCACCGAAUUGAAAAGAGACAUUGUGAGGCAUGGAAUCUGUGUACUCUUUUUGGGAUUCUAUUGGGCUACCCCUCCACAUACUGGUUUGACCAGAGCAGGAGCUUUGAGAACUGCCUAGCUAUGUCUCCGCUGGUGGUGACCAAGGCUGUGGCCUCCUGGCAGGGUGGUGGUUCUGGAGUUGAGGGUCACAGGUGUUGCCUGUAUUCCUUCAGCACCCCAGAGAUGUUGCAGGCAGAGAUUCUGUCAGUGAUGGCUAGCUGGACUACACAGCUUCAGGAACAAUUUCAGCAGCAGACGAUCUUCUCUGACCUCUGUUUAACAAGAUCAACUGUCACCUUACCUUCUGUGGCUCUAUGAUUAUAAUGGCACUUUGUGGAUGGAUAUUGUAUGAAAAAUGUGACGGUAUUUGUAUUUUGGAUAUUGUCUGUAAAACAAUUGAUAAGCAAACAUUGAAGCAGUUGUUCAUGUUUCCAAACUGAUUUACAUAAUCAAGUUGGAAACACAAUUUAUUUAAAAUAUAAAUGCAUUUGUGAGGGAAGUUUACACCAAUGACUACUACAUCAAGCUUGUGGCUCCAAACUUGUUGGAUGCGUUGCAUUUUGUUUUGGUUGUGUUUCAGAUUGUUUUGCCCAAUAGGAACUGAAUGGUGAAUAAUUAAUAUUGUUUCAUUUUGGGGUCACUUAUUGUAAAUAAGAAUAUAUGUUUCAUAACGCUCCUACAUGAAUGUGUAUGCUACCAUGAUUAGGAGUAAUCAUGAAUAAAUUGUAAAUGAUGAGUGAGAAAUUAAGAGGCACAAAGAUCAUAAUCUUUAUUCCUGAUUUUGGGGGUAUUUCAUUUUUUAUUUAACUAGGCAAGUCAGUUAAGAACAAAUUCUUAUUUACAAUGAUGGCCUACCCCGGCCAAACCCUAACGACACUGGGCAAAUUGUGCACUGCCCU